Penicillium manginii is the source of this 2244-nucleotide messenger RNA. RefSeq lists its product as uncharacterized. Lineage: Eukaryota; Fungi; Ascomycota; Eurotiomycetes; Eurotiales; Aspergillaceae. Gene Ontology annotation, molecular function: zinc ion binding; DNA-binding transcription factor activity, RNA polymerase II-specific; DNA binding. The record is from RefSeq and is a predicted model, not a curated record. Gene Ontology annotation, biological process: regulation of DNA-templated transcription; DNA-templated transcription. The transcript is spliced from 3 exons. The coding region runs from base 1 to 2244 and encodes 747 amino acids.
AUGCAACGAAUAACAAAAAUAUCUGAAGAAAAGCCCUCCCGGGUGUCACAACGGGGUUAUAAAGUUGCCGCCCGCUCAUGCAUCGCCUGUCACCGACGCAAAGUCCGAUGCGACCGAGGAGUCCCUUGCACGAACUGCACCCGGUGCGAAUUCACCUGCGUCUAUCCUAAAGAAACCCCCGAGAGGAGAACUGCAUCUCUUCAAAAUGUUUCUGACCGGCUGGAGCGGGUGGAGUCGAUGCUGGCCAGGUUCUGCGAAGCACAGUUCUCUGGAAGCAGUCUACCAUCGGCAAUCGACGACGAAUGCAAUGAGAAACCUGAAGAUGCAAAGAACAGAGAACGUGAUACCCAACGAGAUCUCGGCAUGAAAUUGAAUCAAGUACAAUCUUCCCAGUCGAAUAACAUGUCCUGGGAAGUCCUCCUAAACGAUGGACAUGUGGUUCAAUAUGUGAAUAAUGCCAAUAUCAAAGAUCUUCUUCAGGACGAAGACAAAAUGAGAGCAACCCCAUCACCCUCAAAUUACAAUUCACCGAAUCUCCAAAGAAACUUGAACCACAUUCCAACCCCACUGCCAACAACACCAGCACACCAGCUUCAAAACCAAACCCAACGCCAACCCCAAGAAACCCCAAUCCUAACAUCCUACCCAGCCCCCGAACUAGCCCUCCACCUCUGGUCAACAUAUACCAAAGCAGUCGACCCAGUCCUAAAAAUCCUCCACAUCCCAACGACCCAAUCCGCAGUCCUAGCCACAAUCCUCGACCCAGCAUCCGCCACCCGCUCAAUGCUAGCCCUAACAUACGCAAUAUACUACGCAGCCAUCACAGCACUAUACCACACGACCCCAAGCUCAAGCUCCAGCCCCAGCGAAAUCCGAGUCCCCUCAGCCGAAACAAAAGAAGACCAAACAACUCUCCUAAAAACCUACAAAUUCGCUCUAGACUCGAUCCUCCUCUCAACAGAUCUAAUGAACACCCCAGAUCUAACUUCUCUACAAGCACUAGCCAUAUACGCCACAACCCUGCGCACUCACUCCCCAACCCGAAUAGUCUGGGUCCUAACAGGCCUAAGCAUCCGCCUCUCCCAAUCCCUCGGCCUCCACCGAAGCACAACCCUGCACCUCCCACCCUUCGAAACAGAACUCCGCCUCCGCCUAUGGUGGCAUCUCUGCGUUCUCGACUCGCGGGCCCCGGAAGACCAGGGCUUUGAAAUUAGCGUUGAUGUUUGUAGAGAGACAUUACGCUUGCCGCUUAAUGUUAAUGAUGAUGAGAUUUGGCCCGGGAUGAGGGAUUUCCCCCCUGAGAGGGUGGGGUGGAGUGAGAUGGCUUUCUUUUUGGUGCAGGUUGAGUCUUGUUUGCUUUUGAGGCCGGUGCUUGGGCCAGGGCCCGGGGCUGGUAUUUGUGGGAUUGCGGAGAAGAGGGGGCUUAUUGGAAGGAGGAAGGGGGAGGUUUUUCGGAAAUAUGGGAUUCGGGAUCCAGCUCAAGGUUCUGCAUGUGAGAAUCGGGAUGGGGAUGAUGAUGAGGAGGGUAUUCUUUGUCGACUUGCGAGGCAGCAUUUUACGACGGUGGAGUUGAAGAUGGGGUUUAUCUUGAGGGUUAGGGAGGAGGUAUCGAUAUCGAUAUCACGAAUGCAAUCGAAUGUUGCAUCGGAAAUUGAGUCCGAAUCCGAGUCCAAGUCAAGGCCGCAUUCUUUCACACUAGCGUGCGAUGCAAUCGGUUCCAAUCGAAGACUCCUUCGAUCCGACUUCUCGCGUGGGUUUCGCUGGUUGUUUACGACUUAUACGCAGUGGUAUGCGCUUGCUUAUGUGCUGCGGUGUUUAUGCAAUGUGCCGGCUGGAGUUGACGCCGCUGAUAUUGAUCGGGCGUGGGUCUUGGUUGAUGAUGUCUUUCCUGAUAUGUCCAUGUCCAUGUCCUCUGGUGUGGGUGUUGGUGGGGGCUCGGAUGUGGAGCAGCAGGGGAGUAUCUGGAAGUGUUUGCUGAGAUUGAGGCAGCAGGCUUUGUUGUUGAGGCCGGGGGGUGCAUUGGAUGAUGCGGGUGGGACUCGGAAUAGCAGUGUGAAAGCGAAGGUUCAUGCCAAUAUGGAUGCCGGUUCCAUGGAGGUGGAUUUUGGGGAAUUUGAUAGUAUGCCCAAUAUCGGGGAUGGGGAUUUCAAUGCGUUUUCCGGCUUCGCGACAGAUAUUCCGUUUUUGCCGGAGUGGAAUGCGAUUAUUCAUGGGUGUUUUGAUGAGAUGGGGGAGUCUGUUUGA